Penicillium longicatenatum is the source of this 1908-nucleotide messenger RNA. RefSeq names its product putative NAD+ kinase Utr1. The transcript has 2 exons. Lineage: Eukaryota; Fungi; Ascomycota; Eurotiomycetes; Eurotiales; Aspergillaceae. Bases 1 to 1908 code for a protein of 635 amino acids. The record is from RefSeq and is a predicted model, not a curated record. Gene Ontology annotation, molecular function: NAD+ kinase activity. Gene Ontology annotation, biological process: NAD+ metabolic process; NADP+ biosynthetic process.
AUGGCGUCGCCCGGUAGUGAAUCACCCCGAUCUGAUGUCCAGUCUUCACUGCCGUCAUUGCGUUCCCCGUCUCACCUAACUCCGUCCCCAACUACCGCCCCACCCCCAUCCGCAUCGACCGUCGGUGCUGCUCUACUCCGUGACUAUGCCCUCCAUAUAGAGCCCUCCCAGACACACAUCCCCCAACCCGACCCGACUCCUCAGGCCCCCGGCAGCGACGCGCUGCCUCCCCGCAAGAUAGAUUCGGCUCAGGAGGAGGCCAGUAGGUCACUGCCCUCCUCGACUUUGCGCCGAUUCCGCCAGAAAUCAAUCUCCGGACAUCGUCCGCAGAAGGCCCUCUCCACCGACUGCAUCCCGCGCCAGACCAUCAUGAAGGCCCUCGCUUCACGAACCUCCUUCCCCGGCCCCGGCCAAAAUUCAACAUUGGGAAACUCCUGGUCCGGUCUCAUUGCCAGCAAUAAUACCAACCAGAACUCCUCGCCUGAGGAUCGGGAGCGCCGGUGUAGCAAUGCGUCAUCCCAAGGAUUAUCGGCCGCCUUAACCAACUUGCAACUCAGCAACUACGUGGAACGAUCCCCCGCGACCGCUCGGUUGGUGCUACAGUCGCCUUGUUAUUUCCAUCAGCGUUUUGAUGACGCCGUCAAUAUCAAGAAGGUCCUCGAGGAGAUCGCCGACGAUGAGUGGCUCUCACAUUCGCGAUUAGUACAGACCGCAACCGGGGUUCGAGAGGUAUCCAAACAAUUACAACGGCGUCCAAUCAAGCGCGCGGUCCGCAACAUUAUGAUCGUUACCAAGGCGCGUGACAACAGUCUUGUACUUUUGACGCGCGAACUCGCCGAAUGGCUACUGUCCACCCCACGAUACGGAAGCGAUUUGGGUGUCAAUGUCUACGUCGAUGCAAAGUUACGGAAUUCCAAGCGAUUCGAUGCCCCGGGCCUCCUACAAAAGGAACCACGGUUCGCUCAGAUGCUGCAAUUCUGGACACCAGAUCUGUGUUGGACGUCACCGGAUAAAUUCGAUUUGGUCUUGACGCUUGGAGGCGAUGGAACGGUCUUAUUUACCUCAUGGUUGUUCCAGCGGGUUGUGCCGCCGGUGCUCUGUUUCUCACUAGGGAGUCUGGGAUUCCUUACCAACUUCGAGUUUGCGGAAUAUAAAUCCCAUCUCAAUGGAGUUAUGGGAGAUGUGGGCAUGCGCGUCAAUCUGCGGAUGCGAUUCACCUGUACAGUGUUCCGGAAAGAUCGCAGCAAGGGCGCAGAAGUUGGAGCAGUCGAGGAGGGCGAGCAGUUCGAAGUACUCAACGAAGUGGUCAUUGAUCGAGGGCCAUCUCCCUACGUGUCGAACUUGGAAUUAUAUGCCGAUAACGAGCUUCUGACAGUCGUCCAAGCGGACGGCUGUAUCUUCUCUACGCCCACUGGCUCUACUGCCUAUUCUUUGUCCGCUGGCGGCUCCCUCAUGCACCCCUCUAUCCCUGGAAUCCUCCUCACACCGAUCUGUCCUCACACACUCUCCUUCCGCCCAAUGGUCCUAUCAGACUCCCACCUUCUCCGCGUCGCAGUCCCCAAUAGCUCCCGUUCAACAGCCUACUGUUCCUUCGAUGGCAAGGGUCGCGUCGAGCUUCGACAAGGCGACUACGUCACCGUCGAAGCAAGUCAAUACCCCUUCCCCACAGUCGUCUCCGACAGCGGCGAGUGGUUCACAAGUGUCCAGCGCGCUUUACGCUGGAAUACCCGAGGAGCCGUACAAAAAAGCUGGGACGGGGACAUUAACGGCGAUGCCGAAGAUGAACAGUGGGACAUCGACACCGACACAGGACUAGCCGGCACAGACAGCGGCAUAGGUCCCAGUGAAGAUGGCGAUUAUUUCUCCCCGAAUCCCAUGCGCCGACAAAUGUCCAUGCUCAACAUGUGA